Molecule: messenger RNA, 755 nt
Organism: Hyalella azteca
Lineage: Eukaryota; Metazoa; Arthropoda; Malacostraca; Amphipoda; Hyalellidae
Exons: 5
Coding region: 91-627 (178 amino acids)
Source: RefSeq, a predicted model, not a curated record
ACGUAUUGAAAGUUGUAAAUAAAAUUACUUCUACCACGAAUUACCGUCUCUUUCUUCCGUCAGAUAUACCAAAGCAAUACGCAUCCAGUCAUGAAGGUGACACUUAUUCUGGCUUUGGCUUGCGCGGCAGUUACGAUCGCCGUGCCAUCUGCAAUCCCUGACAGCUGGAAGAUGCAGCAGUGCAUGCUGACCAUGGUACCUGUGAGCAGCCGCGAGGAAUUUGGAAAAGCUUUGAUUGCCUGUUUUCAGGAACACUUCGCGACAAAUGGUUCUCGCCCGGGUCCCAUCGUCGUAGAGGAUUUGCCAGAAGUUCAAGUUUGUCUGUCCAAAAAGUUGGGAUACGUGAUGGAGAAUGGCACGUUUGACGUGGAGGCUUUCAAGAGCCAAAUCGCGCUCAAUGUCGCCGGUAGCGACGACGAGGCGAACUUCAAGCUUGGGCUCGACAACUGUCCCACCGACGCACUUGCCAACAAUUCUCUGAUUCUUGAGUACAUGGGAUGCCUGGCGACGUACUGUGCCACAGGAGCUGGACCUCAACCUUUACCUGCCACCAGGACUUCAUAUCACUCCAGAACCCAAGGGCUGCAAUCGAAUUUCUUCACUAAAUUUGAUGCAUUCUUCUCGUAAAUGCUUUUGAAUUUUCCAUUUUUGGUUGUCUUUGACUUUUCCAUCCUUGGUUGUCUUUGACAUUUCCAGCUAUGGUUGUCUUUGAUUUUUCCAUUUUUGCUUGUCUUUGAGUUUUCUAUCUUUGGUUG